Messenger RNA from Molossus molossus (Pallas's mastiff bat), 951 nucleotides. Its product is annotated as GTPase IMAP family member 4-like. The record is from RefSeq and is a predicted model, not a curated record. The transcript has a single exon. Gene Ontology annotation, molecular function: GTP binding. NCBI's taxonomy places the organism in Eukaryota, Metazoa, Chordata, Mammalia, Chiroptera, Molossidae.
AUGAGAGAAAUUAAUUCUUUUUUUCAGGUCCCUAAUUUCCGUGCUCCUUGUGGCCUCACCAUACCCAACACAUUUAAGAGACUGGCUCAAGACUCUCGGAAUUCACAACUGAGGCUUGUCUUAGUGGGUAAGACUGGAGCAAGGAAAAGUGCCACAGGGAAAAGCAUCCUUAGAAAGAAAGCAUUUAUUUCUAGCAUUUCAGCAAAAUCUAUCUCUAAGGUCUGUGAGAAAGGGAGCAGCACAUGGUGCACCAAGGUACCAGCUGACAACACUGAAAGGGAGAUUGCUCACUGUAUCGUCCUGACCUCCCCAGGGCCUCAAGAUGUGCUCCUGGCCAUCCAGAUGGGCCAGUACACGUCGGAAGAGCAUAAAGCGGUAAAGAAAUGGGAGACGGUGUUUGGAUCCAAAGCCAGAAGGUACAUGAUUCUCAUCUUCACAGAGAAAGAUAACUUGGACGGAAUGGAGUUUUAUGAUUAUUUAACGGAAGCUCCUAAAGUCCUCCAAGAUCUGGUGGCUGAGUUCAGGGAUCGCCACUGUGUGCUCAACAAUAAGGCAACAGGGGCUGAGUAGGAGGCUCAGAGGGCCCAGCUGGACAUGGUGCAGUGUGUGGUGAUGGAGAAUGAGGGAGGGUUCUACACUAAUCAGAUUUUCCAAAGGGCUGAGGUGGAGAUUCAGAAACUGAUCCAUGCGAUACAAGAACAAAGCAGAGCUGAGCUGGAGAGGGAGAAAAGGCAGUUAAGAGAGGAGUACGAGGAGAACAUCAGAAAGCUGCAGGAUGAACAGGAGCGGACAAUAAGAAAGGCAGACAUGGAGCGCACCCUGGCAGAAAGGGAGAGAAGCUGUGCUGAAAGGCAGCAGAAUGCCAGAGCUGAAGCUGAGGGUCAGAAAGACAUACUUGACGUUAUCUUGACAGUAUUUAAUAUUGAUUUUUUAAUUUGGAACUUGGAUUAA